GCACGCAAGGAGCCGGAGGAGCAGCCCACCCCCAUCUACCUCAACAUCCAGCAGCUGCAGGAAGAAGCCGCAGCCGCCAGCUCGGCCCCAGAGGAGCUGGGCAGCUCGGUGUCGGACUGGGAAACCCACACGGACACGGGCAGCGGACAGUUGUUUUAUUAUAACCCGGUGACGGGCGAGACCACGUGGGAUUGUCCCUUUGGGACAGAAGAUGGAGUGAGUCCGGCCGCCUCUCCUGUCUGCUCGCUCGCCCACAGCCCGGAGUUGUCCCCGUGGGAGCGGUACGUGGACGAAGGCAGCGGACAGGCUUUUUUCUAUAAUUCGGUGACAGGUGAGACGUCGUGGGACCCGCCCCCCACGGGAGACGCAGGCACCCCCCAGGAUAUGUACCCUGGGGUGACGCGGUACGGUCCCAUGGAGCAGAGGCCUCCUACUCCAGAAACAGACUAUCCUGACCUGUCUCCAGAUGAGCUGGAGGCUUAUCCCGAGGAGGACUACUCACCCGUGGGCUCCUAUGAGCAUGGGGGACCUCUCUGUCUGUCCCCGAGGCAUCCCGAGGAGCUGGGCUCAUCCCCGGGCUGGUACAGACACAGCCACCCUGAGGGAGCUGUGUUCAACCCCGAGCACUUCACCUCCGACACG
This is a messenger RNA of Mesitornis unicolor (brown roatelo), 642 nucleotides long. RefSeq names its product rho GTPase-activating protein 27-like. The annotation marks the transcript as partial. The record is from RefSeq and is a predicted model, not a curated record. The transcript has 2 exons. Gene Ontology annotation, molecular function: protein binding. NCBI's taxonomy places the organism in Eukaryota, Metazoa, Chordata, Aves, Mesitornithiformes, Mesitornithidae.